AUGCUCAGUCUACUCGCCUCGCGCCUGCGUCCCGCCUUCGCUCCCCUCGCCCACGCCGCCCCACCCGCCCUCGGCCGCCUCGACCGUCACGACCGCGCGCCCAACAGUCGAGUGCCUCUUGCCCGUCUUGCCCGCACCCGCCUCCUGUCCAGCACACCCGUCCGCCUCGCCUCGGCGCUCGACCUCGACUCGCCGCCGCGCUCCUCGUCCUCGAGCUGCUCGUCACCCGGUCGAGCCGGCAAGAUCCCGUUCCUCCAGCGCGAGUCGAAGACGGCCAAGGUCAUCGAGUACGACCCGCUCGCGAGGGUGCGCAGCGCGCUCGGCAAGAAGGUGCCGACGGCGUUCCCCAAGAUCCUCGACCACCGCCUCGUCGACCUCCUCGCCGGCCGCAAGUCGAACGGGCUCGACCCGGUGUUCAGCUCGGCGUACCACCCCGAGGUCCUCGAGUUCCUCGGCGACCGCAUCUGGGACGUCGUCGUCUCGCAGACGCUCGUCCUCCUCGCCGCGAGGGGCAAGGGCUCAAAGAUCCUCGGAACGAUUGGCGCCAAGAGCGGGCACUUGCUCAGCAACGCGCACGGCGCCGUGCUCGCCAAGGAGUUCAAGCUCGUCCACUGGUCGGGCAGGUCGUGCUGCGGCGGCAAGGGCUCGUGCUCGAACGACGCCGCCGCCGACGCGUGGGAGGCGCACCUCGGUGCCCUCUUUCUCGCCAACGGGCGCCAAGCCGUCCUCGACUUCCUCGUCCCGCUCGUCAAGCGCGACUUCCUCAAGCCGGUUGCGCCAAAGCGUGCCGUGUCGCCGGUCGUCGCGCCCGCCAAGGUCCAGACCGCCAUGAUCGUCGCCGUCCAGCCGUCGCUAGCUCUCGUCAAAGCCGUCUCGGCAGCAGACGUCGACCGGCCCUCGCCACCUGUCGUCGCUUCGCCCGCAGCACGUGUCGCUCAGCCGCCCUCGGCGCCUGUCGCUCAAGCCCCCUCGGCACUCGUCGUCGACCCGAGCGUCGUUCUCGACUCGUGGCAGAGCGCGUUCGCCGCUGCCGAGACGUCGACCGACCACCCGCCCCUGCGCAAAGCUCCCAAAGGGUCGCUCACCAAGAAGCCGCUCGUCUAUCGGUCGCACAAGCUCGCCAUCCAGAACGUCCUUGCCGACCUGAAGGAGCGCGGCGCCGACCACCGCGUGGUCAAGGUGACGCCCAACAGGUACCGGCUCCACGUCGCAAAGGAUAUAGCGUUGGUCGCCAAGGGCGCCCUGCCCGAGUCGGACCGCGUCGGCUUGUUUGUCUCGAAGCUCGUCAAAGCCGGCCUCGUCAAGAUCUCCAAGAAGCCGACCAAAGCCCUCCCCAAGGUCGGGGCGCCGGCCGCCCCUCCUUCGUCCAAGGGUUUGUGAUUCGCCUUCUCUCGCGCUCGAACCCCUCUUUCAGCCCCUCCUCGUGGACACUUUCAUACCUCGCUCCUCGCAUACCUUGCAUGUCUCUCGUACACCGUCUGCAACUCGCAUAGUCUCUCCGUC
Rhodotorula graminis WP1 is the source of this 1503-nucleotide messenger RNA. RefSeq lists its product as uncharacterized. The transcript has 4 exons. The record is from RefSeq and is a predicted model, not a curated record. Bases 1 to 1380 code for a protein of 459 amino acids. Gene Ontology annotation, molecular function: ribonuclease III activity. Gene Ontology annotation, biological process: RNA processing. Lineage: Eukaryota; Fungi; Basidiomycota; Microbotryomycetes; Sporidiobolales; Sporidiobolaceae.